Molecule: messenger RNA, 996 nt
Organism: Rotaria sp. Silwood2
Lineage: Eukaryota; Metazoa; Rotifera; Eurotatoria; Philodinida; Philodinidae
Source: the annotation of a GenBank genome assembly
AUGGCACAUUUCUCAUCAUCAGCAUUUGAAACAUUUAAUGAUAAUUUAACAGUACAUCGUUUUGUUUUUUCUAAUAUUAUUGUUCGAACAUUACGUUUUAAUGCACAAUAUCUUCUUUUAAAUGAUCAUAUAUUUGAUAAUGCUUAUAUUGGUCAAUUAGAUUUUGAAAUACCAAUAUCUGAAAUAAGUUUUUCAAAUUCAAAAAUCUAUUCAUUAUUAAUUCAAUCAUCAAAAUUUUAUGGUUUUACAAAUCAAAAUCGUGAAAUUAUUUCGACAACUAUUUCACAAAUAAAAUAUAAUCAUUUUCUUGAAUAUGAUAUUUUAUUACCAUUAAAUAAAAAAAAAAUUUCACAUCAAUUAUAUGAAUUAAAUGAUGAAAAUUCAUCGAAUGAAUCGGAAAAAACUAUUACUAUGAAUGUAACAUUAAUGACUAAUCCUAUAUUUAUAACAAUAUUUACAAUAAUUUCAAGUAUAAAUACAACAAAUUUAACUGAAUAUUAUUUUCCAAAUAAUAUAGAAUAUAGUCAAACAGAAGAAAUUGAAUUAUGUUUUAAUCAAAUAAAUUCUCUUAAUGCACAUACAUUUCGUCAUUUAAAACAAUUUAAAGGACGAUUAAUUUUAAGAAAUAAUCAAAUUAAAUAUUUAAAUCCAUAUGCAUUAAAAGAUUUAUUUUUAUUAAAAAAUUUAUCAUUAUCAAAUAAUUUUAUUAAAUAUUUAUCAUCAAUACAUUUUAAAGAAUUAAAUCAAUUAUAUGAACUUGAUUUAAGUUAUAAUCAAAUAUAUGAAUUAAAUAAUAAUACAUUUAAAUAUUUACAUAAUUUACAUAUACUUUAUUUAAAUAAUAAUCCAUUAGAAUUAAUUCAUUCAGAUGCAUUUUCAAAUCUAACAAAAUUAAAACAAAUUCAUUUUCAAGGUGUUAAAUUUAUUCAUUUAGUUGAUUUAUGGAUAUGGAAUUUAGCUAGUCUACAUGUUAUUGAUUUACUCAAAACUGAGUAA